CACCAGCUACCUAGUAUAAAAUAGCAAACGAGACCGCAACAGCUACCUCCGUCGCGUCCACCUCACCUCCGGGAAGAACGCAUCAAAUGGCGCUCGCCUUCCGGCCGCUCGUGUUGCUCCUCGCCGUCGUGGUCAUCCACCAGCUGCCUCGCUCCGCGCGCGCCGGCGACCCCGACAUCCUGACGGACUACGUGCUGCCGCGGGGCGCGGAUCCGGCCCAGAUCAACGGCUCCUUCUUCACCUACACCCGCCUCGUGAGCGGGCUCGCCGGCGACACCGCGGCCAAGUUCACCGUCUCCAAGGCCACGGCGGCCGAGUUCCCGGCGCUGCUGGGGCAGUCCGUCUCCUACGCCGCGCUCGUCUACGGCCCCGGCACCGUCAACCCGCCGCACAUCCACCCCAGGGCUUCGGAGCUGCUGGUGGUGGUGCAGGGCCCCCUGGUCGUCGGCCUCGUCGAUUCCGCCCGGGGCGGCGCGGUGCACACGGCGGCGCUGGAGACCGGCGACGUGUUCGUGUUCCCCAAGGGCAUGGUGCACUUCCAGCUCAACAACGGCACCACCGCGGCGCGCGCCUUCUCGGCCUUCGGGAGCGCCAGCCCCGGCACCACCUCGCUGCCGGCGGCGCUCUUCGAGACCGGCAUCGACGACGCCGUCCUGGAGAAGUCGUUCCACACCGACAAGGCCACCGUCGAGGAGCUCAAGCACGACCUGCGGGAGGCGCCGGGGCCGGCGCCCGAGCCCACCCCUGCCAACUCCGCCGCCGCGCUCGCGGUCGGAGGGAGCGCGCUGCUGCCGCGUCUGGCGGCGGCGCUGCUCUGCGUCGGCGCCGCAUUCUCGCUCGUCGUGUGAUGAGCGUGCGUGGCCCUGUCACGAAUAAGCUGGUGGUUUUGACGGGAGAUGUUGUUCUUGUGCGUGCUUCUUCUUGAAUAAAGAUGAACGUGAAUACAUGAUGGCAA
This is a messenger RNA of Setaria italica (foxtail millet), 955 nucleotides long. Its product is annotated as germin-like protein 9-1. Gene Ontology annotation, cellular component: cell wall. Lineage: Eukaryota; Viridiplantae; Streptophyta; Magnoliopsida; Poales; Poaceae. The record is from RefSeq and is a predicted model, not a curated record. Bases 87 to 848 code for a protein of 253 amino acids. Gene Ontology annotation, molecular function: manganese ion binding. The transcript has a single exon.